AACAUUAAAUGAAGCGCAGCAAAGCUGGUCUCAAAUCAUUUGCAUCAGUCAACCCUUCUCUCUAAACUCUUUCUCUCUCCUCUUAACCGAAGAAACCCAGCUUCAAACUCAACUUCUAAAGCUGGGUUUCUCAAAUUUUCUGUAAAAAACCAAGUUUUAAUCCAAUGGAGAAACACCCAGAAAUUGAUUCUGGAGAAAAACGGCUCAAUGAGCUUGGUUACAAACAAGAACUCAGAAGAGAAAUGACUUUGUUCAAAACAUUGGCAAUAUCAUUCUCAACAAUGUCACUUUUUACAGGGAUAACUCCCCUGUUUGGUUCAAGUCUUCAAUAUGCUGGGCCUGCUAGUCUUGUUUGGGGUUGGGUUGUUGUUUCCUUCUUUACUGGAUUUGUUGGUAUUGCUAUGUCUGAGAUUUGCUCCUCUUUUCCGACAACAGGCUCUCUUUAUUUUUGGGCUGCACAUUUAGCAGGGCCGAAAUGGGGGCCAUUUGCAUCUUGGUGCUGUGCAUGGUUUGAGACUAUAGGUCUUAUUGCUGGCAUAGGUACUCAGGCUUAUGCAGGAACAGAAGUUCUGCAGAGCAUUAUAUUGCUGUGCACUGGAACAAACAAAGGUGGAGGAUACUUUGCCCCAAAAUGGCUGUUUUUAUGCAUUUAUAUAGGACUCACUCUCAUAUGGGCUGUGCUCAACACAUUUGCCUUGGAGGUCAUUGCUAUCCUUGACAUAAUAUCAUUGUGGUGGCAGAUGAUUGGUGGCGCGGUUAUUAUUAUUAUGCUUCCUCUGGUGGCUAUGACUACGAAGCCAGCCUCUUUUGUUUUCUCUCAUUUUGAAAUGGCAAGCUCAACAGGGGUAACAAAUCAUGCAUAUGCAGUCAUGUUAUCCCUACUUGUUAGCCAAUAUUCACUUUAUGGAUAUGAUGCAGCUGCUCAUCUUACUGAAGAGACCAAAGGAGCAGAUAAAAAUGGACCCAUUGCAAUUCUUUCUAGUUUAGGCAUCAUUUCAGUUAUUGGAUGGGCAUAUAUCCUGACCCUCACCUUCAGCAUUCAGGAUUUGAACUACCUAUAUGAUCCAAACAACGAGACUGCAGGAGCAUUUGUACCGGCCCAAAUACUUUAUGAUGCUUUUCAUGGAAGAUAUCACAAUGCUACUGGAGCAAUUAUCAUGCUUAUUAUCAUUUGGGGAUCAUUUUUCUUUGCUGGGCUUUCUAUCACUACAAGUGCAGCCAGGGUUGUAUAUGCAUUAUCUAGAGAUGGAGGAGUCCCAUUUUCAACCAUUUGGCGAAAAGUGCACCCAAAGCAUAAAGUUCCCUCUAAUGCAGUGUGGCUCUGUGCAGCUAUCUGCAUUCUUCUUGGGUUACCCAUACUCAAACUCAAUGUUGUCUUCACAGCCAUAACAUCAAUUUGCACAAUCGGGUGGGUUGGUGGCUAUGCAGUUCCAAUCUUUGCAAGGAUGGUUAUGGCGGAAAAUGACUUCAGACCUGGGCCAUUUUAUCUUGGGAGAGCGAGCAGGCCAGUUUGCUUAGUUGCAUUUUUAUGGAUUUGUUACACCUGUGCAGUCUUUCUCUUACCUACUUAUUACCCUAUCAAAUGGGACACUUUCAAUUAUGCACCUGCUGCUUUGGGUGUAGUUUUGGGUAUGAUUAUGCUUUGGUGGGUUGUAGAUGCUAGGAAAUGGUUCAAGGGGCCAGUUAGGAAUAUUGAUGGCCAAAACGGCAAAUUUUGAAAAUCUUCUCUCUUCUUGUAAGCAAUAUAGUUUUACACGUAUUCUACUACCUUUGUUCUCCGAUCAGCCAACAACAAGAUUCAUACGUGAAAAUUGUUGUAUAAUUUUGUUAAUGCCUAACAGAUCUUGUAAUAGGGGGGAAAAAGGGGGUAUAAAAUUGUUACAGAGUAUGAUACUUCUGUUGGGUAUGAGUUGAUCUGGACUUCAUUUAACAAAUGAAAAUCAUGCUAUGCAUUUGUUGUGUAAUAACUACAGUGGCAAUUAUGCGAAUUUACGGUUUUUAUUAGUAUAAACAUUUGGCCAGACUUGGCAUG
Messenger RNA from Chenopodium quinoa (quinoa), 2032 nucleotides. RefSeq names its product amino-acid permease BAT1 homolog. Gene Ontology annotation, cellular component: membrane. The coding region runs from base 165 to 1718 and encodes 517 amino acids. Gene Ontology annotation, molecular function: transmembrane transporter activity. The record is from RefSeq and is a predicted model, not a curated record. Gene Ontology annotation, biological process: transmembrane transport. Lineage: Eukaryota; Viridiplantae; Streptophyta; Magnoliopsida; Caryophyllales; Amaranthaceae. The transcript is spliced from 7 exons.